AAAUUUUACAUGACUAAAAAUUGAGAAGCUGCCUUCAACAACUGAGGUCAUAGAACGAGAACGAACCAGCAGCGCCGCGUCUCCUCGAACUCAGGUCAUCACUUCCACUUCGAAGCUCAAUUUCAACAACUAAGAUAUCUCGUUUGAAUUCACCGUCAAAAUGCUUCACAACAAGUCCUUCGUUAAGAAAACCAAAGGUGGCAAAGUCAUAAGGCAAGUAAGGGAACACUACUUGCGUGAUGAUAUAUAUUGCGGAGCUCCGUCUUGCACUAUCUGUAACACUUCUGGUGCUAGACUCAGUGCUUCUCCUUCCACUAUUCUUGUUCUCGACACUAAUGUUGUUCUUAAUCAGAUUGAUUUGCUGGAGAAUCCCGCUAUUGAUGAUGUUGUUGUACUGUCUAUUGUGUUGGACGAGGUCAAGAACAAGAAUUUGUCGGUUUAUAAUCGGUUAAGAGCUAUUUGUAGUAAUCCAAUGAGGAAAUUCUUUGUUUUUUCCAAUGAGUACCACAGGGAUACAUAUGUUAAGGAAAUGAGUGGGGAAACUAAAAAUGACAGGAAUGAUAGAGCUAUUCGAGUGGCUUCACAGUGGUAUCAGAAACAUCUAGGUGAUGCAAUAAAGGUUUUGCUUGUAACUAAUGAUAAAGAGAACAAACGGAAGGCGAGUGAAGAGGGCAUUUGUGCAGAAACAGUUGAGUCAUAUGUCAAGUCUUUGGACCGACCUGAUUUACUUGACCUGCUUGUGCGGCCUUCAUCUGAAGACGUGGAGAUGGAAGAUGUUGAAGAUCAUAGACCAUCCAAGAGGAAAAUAAUUUACGCAGAGCAUAAACCAAUGUCAGAAAUCACAUCUGGUUUGCAUCGUGGAAUAUAUCAUCAAGGGAAACUUCGUGUAAACCGUUACAAUCCAUUCGAAGCAUAUGUCGGGAGUGAGAGCAUUGGCGAUGAGAUAAUUAUUUAUGGGCGAUCUAACAUGAACCGAGCUUUUGAUGGUGAUAUUGUGGCAGUUGAACUUCUGCCUCAGGACCAAUGGCAAGGGGAGAAGUCUAUGUCUAUAGCUAGUGAAGAAGAUGAGGAUGAUGAUGAUGUUCAUCUAGCCCCGAACAGCGCUGAUGUUGCACCCCGAACUAUUCCUCAGCAAAGUUCUACUGGAGAAAUAAAUGCUGGAUCCGGUCGCCCUUCUGGUUGUAUCGUUGGUAUUAUAAAGAGAAACUGGCAAUCGUAUUGUGGAUCUUUGGAGCCAAUGCCUAUACCUGGAGGGAGUCGUGGUGUGGCCUAUGCCUUAUUUGUCUCCAAAGAUCGUAGAUUUCCCAAGAUUCGUAUCCAAACCCGCCAACUUGAGAACCUUUUGGACAAAAGGAUUAUUGUAUCAGUUGAUUCUUGGGAUCGUCAAUCUCGAUAUCCAUCUGGCCAUUAUGUGCGGACUGUAGGAAAGAUAGGUGAUAAAGAUACUGAAACUGAGGUGGUCUUGAUAGAAAAUGAUAUAAAUUCAAGGCCAUUCUCUGCACAAGUGCUAGCAUGCCUGCCACCAUUGCCAUGGUCAGUCUCUUCUGAAGAUUUGUCCAUUCCAUUUAGGCAAGAUUUGCGUCACUUGCGUGUCUUCAGUGUGGACCCUCCAGGCUGCAAGGAUAUUGAUGAUGCACUCCACUGCAUUGCUCUUCCAAAUGGAAACUUUGAUGUUGGAGUUCAUAUUGCCGAUGUUACAAAUUUUGUGUUUCCUGGCACUCCUCUCGAUGAUGAGGCUUCUCAAAGGGGUACAUCAGUUUACCUUGUUGAGAAGCGAAUAGACAUGCUUCCAAAACCUUUAACAGAGGACGUAUGUUCUCUUCGGUCUGAUGUGGAGAGGCUAGCAUUUUCUGUCAUAUGGGAAAUGACACCUGAAGCAGAUAUCAUUUCCACCAGAUACACAAAAAGUGUCAUAAAAUCUGCUGCGGCAUUGUCUUAUGUUGAAGCACAAGCGAGGAUGGAUGAUAGUCGAUUGAUGGACCCAGUAACUACUGACUUGAGAAACAUGAAUAGUUUAGCCAAGAAAAUGAGAUUAAGGCGUAUUGAGAACGGAGCUUUGACUCUUGCAUCUGCAGAAGUCAAAUUUCAAAUUGACACAGAGACUCACAAUCCCCUUGAUAUUGGUAUAUACCAGAUAAAGGAAGCCAAUCAAAUGGUGGAGGAGUUUAUGCUUGCUGCUAAUGUUUCUGUUGCGCAACAAAUUCUUAAAAGUUUUCCUUUGUGCUCAUUAUUGAGGCGACAUCCAACUCCAACUAAAGAGAUGCUUGAACCCUUGCUACGUGUUUCUGCUGCGAUUGGUCUAAACUUGGAUGUCUCAUCAUCAAAAGCAUUGGCUGACUCUCUUGACCAUGCUGUGGGUGAUGAUCCAUAUUUCAACAAGUUGAUCCGCAUUCUGACAACUAGGUGCAUGAGUCAGGCAGUUUAUUUCUGUAGUGGGGAUCUUAGCCCUCCAGAAUAUCAUCAUUACGGGCUUGCAACACCUUUAUAUACCCAUUUCACAUCACCUAUAAGAAGAUAUGCUGAUGUCAUUGUACACAGGCUACUUGCUGCUUCUAUAGGAAUAUCCAAGUUACCGUCUGUAUUUCAAGACAGACUGCAGCUCACCAGUAUUGCAGACAAUUUAAAUUAUAGGCACAGGAAUGCUCAGAUGGCAGGGCGGGCCUCUGUAGAGCUGAAUACUCUCAUUUAUUUCCGAACUAGGCCAACUGAUACCGAGGCUAGGGUAGUCAAGAUAAGAUCUAAUGGUUUUUUUGUGUUUGUUCCCAAAUUCGGCAUAGAAGGACCUGUAUAUUUGACAACAAGAGCUGAAAAGGGUAGCGGAGAAUGGUAUGUAGAUGAACAAGAGCAGAAGAUUAAAAAGAUGGAUGGUAGCUUUUCAUACAGCAUUUUGCAGACUGUACAAAUUCACUUGGAGGUUGUGGAGCCUCAACCUAACCGGCCAAAGCUUCAGCUUACUCUCAUCUAGAGGUAUACGAGACAUCAUGAGCAUUGAACAAGAAGCAAGCUAGGAAAUGUACCUCUUAUUUAUAUUGCUCUCCACGCCUCCGCACUUGAAGUUUCUGGUAUUAGAAUUGACUGGCAUGGAUAUUUUGUUGGAAGAAUUGAUUGGCAUGGAUAUUUUGUUGGAAGAAUUGACUGGCAUGGAUAUUUUGUUGGAAGGAUUGAAAACCAUAGCUUGAGUAGUGUUGGCAUAAAUGAUUGAUGACAAGUCUUUUUACAUUUAUUUAUUUACUGUUAGUUUCGUAAGUGUGAAUGAGGAAUUAUCCAUUUUGAUAUAUAGAGUUAGUGUGAACAACUUUAUCAAAAUGAUACACGUUGGCUUAAAUAUGGUAGCCAUCUUGCACUUGAGAGAUUUGCAUAACUGUUUUAAUUAAUAGGAAAUUUACAAUUAUUUAAGAAACAUGAGAGUUUUGUUAUA
This is a messenger RNA of Medicago truncatula (barrel medic), 3418 nucleotides long. RefSeq names its product exosome complex exonuclease RRP44 homolog A. Gene Ontology annotation, biological process: nuclear mRNA surveillance of mRNA 3'-end processing; rRNA catabolic process. The record is from RefSeq and is a predicted model, not a curated record. The transcript has 24 exons. Gene Ontology annotation, cellular component: cytoplasmic exosome (RNase complex); nuclear exosome (RNase complex). Gene Ontology annotation, molecular function: RNA binding; 3'-5'-RNA exonuclease activity; endonuclease activity. The coding region runs from base 161 to 2965 and encodes 934 amino acids. Lineage: Eukaryota; Viridiplantae; Streptophyta; Magnoliopsida; Fabales; Fabaceae.